UUCAGGAACGCCCGAGUUUAGACGCUCAAAAGCGGCUUUCAUGUGCUACUAAAGUGUUAUUCAAUUUACAUGACUUUAGAUGAAGCACAUUUUAUGAUAACCAUGAUCUUUUUACUUUAUGUAUUUAGUGCUUUGGAAAAAGUGCAAAUAUAUUUUUUGUGGAUUCCCAGUUUUAAGUUCUCGCUAUGAUGAAGAAGGCCGUCCAGGCGUGUAGCGCAUUAGUGCACUCUUGCGCGAGUACCUUCCACAUGUUUAGGACCAUUAGUCGGAGUGUUGAUCAUGGUCACAGAAGUGUGCAUAUCCUGGGUAUCGAGACAAGUUGCGACGACACCGGAAUCGCAGUUAUAAAUGAACAUGGCACAGUACUCGGAGAGGCACAACAUUCACAAUUGGCUACACAUGUCACAAUGGGAGGCAUUAUACCGCCACUUGCGCGUUUUCUUCAUGAAGAAAAUAUCAAGCAAGUUCACAAAGAUGCUAUGAGAUCCGCGGGUAUACAUCCAAGGCAAUUGGAUGCAGUUGCUGUAACUACAAGGCCAGGAUUAAGCUUAAGUCUUAAGGUGGGGUUAACACACGCGAAAGCUUUCUGCCGUGAAUACUCUUUACCAAUGAUUAGCGUGCACCAUAUGGAAGCGCAUGCAUUAGUGGUACGAAGCUGCAUGCCGGUAAAAUUUCCGUUUCUCGUAUUGUUAGUUUCGGGAGGACAUUGUCAAAUAGCUGUUGUGCAAGGUGUAUCGGACUUUGUUCUUCUUGGAAGUACAUGUGACGACGCUCCCGGUGAGGCAUUCGACAAAGCUGCUCGACGACUGAAGUUGAGUAACAUGGACGAGUAUCGAGCUCUCAGUGGAGGAGCUGCCAUUGAACGUUUAGCCCGACAUGGAGAUCCCAUGGCUAUCGAAUUUACUUCGCCAAUGACGAAACGCCCGGACUGUGACUUCUCGUUUUCAGGUUUGAAGUACUCGCUAAUGAAAAAAAUUAUGGAACGGGAACGUGAACUUGGUAUCGAGGGAGAUGCCCUUCUACCAAGCAUUCCGGACUUGUGCGCCAGUUUUCAGCAUGCACUUUACAUUCAUAUAAUGAAAAGGGUUCAACGAGCUUUUACAUUUUGUAGAAGAACAGAUUUGGACUUCGGACACCGCCUAGUGGUCUCAGGUGGUGUGGCUUGCAGCUUGUAUUUGCGACUUAUGUUAGAACAAUUGUGCGAGCGCCAUGCUGUUGAUCUGUUUGUACCACCAUCAAAAUUAUGCUCCGACAACGGGAUUAUGAUCGCAUGGAAUGGUAUGGAGCACUUCCGGAGCGGCGGAGUUUUAGUUUUACCGGACAACCUCGACACAGUCGAGUCAAUGGCCAAAUGUCCUCUGGGACAGGAUCGGCGUAAGGACGUUGCUAAAGAGGCAAUACCUUCCGAAAAGUUCAGGCUCGAUUUGGACCGCUUAAUGAAAGACAGCGGCAAUAUAAAAUGGCAGAACAAGUCCGACGAAAACUAUUAUGGAUAGCGAAACUGUUUUAUAUAUUCAGGGUCUCAUUGAAGACUAACACUCGUCACCAAUAAACGUUAGUUAAACACAUAGAAGAAUUACAAGUAACAAUGAGUAUCUAGCAUCAUUUGCAGUAUUAACGCGCCUUGAAGGCUACAUAUAACACUGUAAGCUAAUAAUUUCACAGCUAAAUAAAUAUGUUACCAUUUAC
Molecule: messenger RNA, 1689 nt
Organism: Varroa destructor (honeybee mite)
Lineage: Eukaryota; Metazoa; Arthropoda; Arachnida; Mesostigmata; Varroidae
Gene: Tcs4
Product: Threonyl-carbamoyl synthesis 4
Biological process (GO): tRNA threonylcarbamoyladenosine modification
Cellular component (GO): mitochondrion
Source: RefSeq, a predicted model, not a curated record